AUGGAAGCAAGGGAAAAGAGAAUAAUUGAGAAUGCAAGAGACAUAAUAGCUUAUCGUAUUGAGCUUCAGUUGGAUGAGAUUGAGACGAUAAUGCGCUCUUUUGAACAAAAUAUCGAGUCUCCACAAAAGAAGCGAAUAGUUAGUACUCGGUUGUGUAUGCCCAGUCAACCUGUCGAUAGAGAGAGGCUAGAACAGGCAGUUAAAGAACAAACACAUGCACUGCUUUCUAUUUGUGCAGCACGCAAGCUUUGGUUUAAAUAUGUAGCAAUUAAUGAAAGUUCAAGUUCAAAACGCGAAAAAGAGAGUAUACCUCUUUUAUGCUCCACACUUAUGUUUAAGAAUAAAGUUAAUCUCGCGGCUACUUCAAAAGCAGAGGAUCAAGCUAUGAAAGCGUUGGAUGGGGUUGUCAACUUUCAUCUCAAAUGUGGAGCUUUAUAUAAAGCAUACGAAGAUGAUUCAAGAUCUCCAGAAACUAUAUCACAAGCUUAUCAAAAAUCCCAAAGCUCAAUUGAAAUAGUCUUUGCCAUCAAAUUCCUUCAUUCUCUGGAAGAGAUUGGAAGUGCAUGUAAUCUUAUAUAUCAGUACGUCAAGUUCAUGAAUAAUUGUAAUCCAAUUAUCCCAAAUCGCUUUCAGAUUGAGCUAUUAUCCUUUAACUUUACGGACAAGAUCUAUUCACUAGGAAUCUAUACGAAAUUUAAUUGGGCUCGGCUUGUUCCUGUAUCUCAUGGUGCAAAUUAUAAUGACUCAAAGCUUUACGUCAAAAUGGAUCGGGUCAAUCACAUGUAUUCUGUGCACAAGGAUUCAGAUCUUGGAAAUAUCUACAAAUACUUUUGA
Molecule: messenger RNA, 834 nt
Organism: Phycomyces blakesleeanus NRRL 1555(-)
Lineage: Eukaryota; Fungi; Mucoromycota; Mucoromycetes; Mucorales; Phycomycetaceae
Exons: 9
Coding region: 1-834 (277 amino acids)
Source: RefSeq, a predicted model, not a curated record